ACUUUCGAUGAAUUUUUAACGAAUUAUUUCAACUCGAUGCUUGAAAGGUCAUAACGCUUAGUUCUGGAUUUAUUAUUAAAAAAUGGAGACAAUUAAUGAGAAGAAGACAAUUCAAGAUCUUCCAGAGGAAAUCAUUGAAAAAAUUCUAAAAAGUGUAGAAUCAUUAAAAGCUGCUGCACUUACAUGCAAAAGAUGGAACGAAAUCUCCUCAAAAAUGUGUUGGAAAUUAAAGUUGAAAUUCGAAAACAAGAUGAAAGAAGAGCCAUGGGUUGACGUCCUCUUAAAAAGUAACAGAAAUUUCAUGUCAAUUUGGUGUGAUGGAUAUAUUGAGACUAAAAACAUUCGAUUGAUGAAAAUUUUUGAAAAACAUGGCGGCAAACUUCAGAAAUUAGUUAUGUAUUGUGGAAAAUUUCACGAUUUCAAAAUAUUCUGUGAUGCAUUGAGUUUUAUGCCAAAUUUAAAAGAAGUCACCUUUAUGUUUUCAAAGUUUGAAGGUAGAUUCGCAAACAAUUUCUCCGAAGAUUAUUUGCCUCAUCUUCAAAAACUGGAAACGUUAAACUUAGCAGGAAGUGAUUUUGAAUUAAUGAAGUAUUUCAAUAAAACCCAAAUCAAUUCAUUUGAAAUCGUGGAAUACGGCAAAGAACAAAGUAUGGAGCUUCCUUUGGAAUUUCUGACUAAUCGAAAUAAUUUAAAAAGUCUUAAAUUAAAAUCAUUCAACAAUUCUGGAUGGCUCAUUUCAAAAUUCUUCAAAAUUUCCUUUGCUAUUGAAAAUAUCCCAUUUAAAUUGAAGGAACUUUCAUUAGAUUUUAAAGAAAAAGAAACGCUCAAUGACUCUAAUAUUCUGAAGUUUCUAGAAUUUCAUUCGGAUACGGUUGAAAAGUUGGGAGUUGGUUGCAAAUUGCCCGAUUUCGUCUUUGAAUUCAUUUUUGCAAAAUUCAAAAGACUUACUUCAUUGACAUUCUUUGGUGAAGGACUUCCCAAUGAUCUGCCUCUAUAUGAGCGACUUUAUAUCAACACAAGUAUUAAAAUAAUCAGUUUUUCUGUAUAUGCAAUGUCAGAAAUAUCAAUAAAUGCUCUAAAAGAAUUCUUCAAGCACGUUCCUAAUGUUGAAAAGUUGAGAAUAUUAGAAAAUUGUCAAGAAAAUCUUUCUAAUGUCAAAUGUCUUCGAUUGUAUGAUGAGAAUUUUGAUGAUGACGAAAUUUGGUAUGAUAUUUAG
This is a messenger RNA of Clunio marinus, 1216 nucleotides long. The record is from the annotation of a GenBank genome assembly. NCBI's taxonomy places the organism in Eukaryota, Metazoa, Arthropoda, Insecta, Diptera, Chironomidae.